This is a messenger RNA of Nymphaea colorata (pocket water lily), 2353 nucleotides long. Its product is annotated as protein ALTERED PHOSPHATE STARVATION RESPONSE 1. The record is from RefSeq and is a predicted model, not a curated record. The coding region runs from base 209 to 2155 and encodes 648 amino acids. NCBI's taxonomy places the organism in Eukaryota, Viridiplantae, Streptophyta, Magnoliopsida, Nymphaeales, Nymphaeaceae. The transcript is spliced from 4 exons.
AAAUAAAAAAGAACGCUCUUUCACGUUGCCCAACAUACACUGUCUGUCCAUCUUAAGAGGUGUUCUUAGAGCUGCUCAACCCACUUUGCUCUGUGAGCGCUGCCACGCACCCUCUACCACCGCCACCGAACACCACCACCACGGCCACUACCACCACCAUCUUGGCACCACCACCGAGAAGCAAGAAAGUAAGGGAGGAGGAGGGAAGAUGGGCUGUUGCUACUCCCGCGUGGAGAAAGAAGAGAUCAUUUCCCGCUGCAGAUCUCGCCGCCGCUACAUGAAGCAGCUGGUUCGCUCCAGGCACGCCUUCUCCGCUGCUCAUUAUGCCUACCUGCGUUCCCUCCGGGCCACCGGCGCGGCCCUCCUCCAGUUCGCGACCGCGGAGCUAAACCACCAUUGCCCACCUGCGAAUGUCCUCUCUCCACCACCGCCCCCACCACCCCCUCCUCCUCCUCCUCCCCCUCCGCCUCAGGCACCGCAGGCGCAGCCGCCCCGACACAACCCCCAUCCGCUGAUGAGCCCGAUCUCCGACACCUGGACGUCCGGCUCACAGUCGCCCGUGCUGGCUCCGCCACCUCCGCCGCCGGCCUCGAGUUGGGAUUUCUGGGACCCGUUCAUGCCCUCCUCGUCGAGGUCUGUGACGGAGGAAGAAUGGGACGCCACAACCACCGUCUCCGACAGCGCCGUGACGACCACCGCUGGGGGGGCGUCUUCUGCCGCAACGCCGCUGCCUCCUCCUCCUCCGCCUUCCCUGUCGGUCACCACCAGUGCCUACUCCAAGGACACGAGCGAGCUCGCCGUGGUGGUCUCAAGAAGUACAAAGGAUCUCGUGGGGAUCAUCAAGGAGUUGGAUGAGUACUUCCUCAAGGCAUCAGAUGGUGGGCAGAAUGUGUCCGAGUUGCUGGAAGUGUCCAAUGCAUCGUUCCAGCAUGCAAGCCCAACACCCACGGUCACAAGUAAGGUAUACCAUUCAGCAUGGAGUCUGAGCAGUCCUCGGUCAUGGGCAUGGGGAAUGAAUUCAAAAUUGAGGGGAUUCAGUGAUUAUGGAAGUUAUAGUCAAGAGAUUAUUGGCAAUGGUGUUCAUGAGAGCCAUAGAAGCACCGUUGAGAGGUUGUAUGCAUGGGAGAAGAAGCUAUAUGAGGAAGUCAAGAGUGGAGAAGCUAUCAAGAAGGAACAUGAUAAGAAGGUUGAAGUACUACGGAAACAAGAGAUAAAGGGCACCAAUUACUUCAAAAUCGAGAAGUGUAAAAAGGAGAUAGAGAAGUUUGCCUCAAGAAUGAUGGUGGCUUCUCAGGCAAUGCAUACCACAUCACACGAGAUUGAGAGGCUUCGUGAGAGCGAGCUAUUCCCACAGCUCCUUGAAUUCAUCAAAGGAUUGACGUAUAUGUGGAGGACCAUGUAUGAAUGCCAUCAAGUGCAAACCCACAUAGUCCAGCAGCUGAAGUUCCUCAACAUUGUUAUACGCACUGAUCCAACUUCUGAUUUCCAGAGACAAUCUACCUUGCAGUUAGAGCUUGAGGUUCAGCAGUGGCAUUCAUCGUUCUGCAACCUCAUCAAGACUCAAAGAGAGUACAUGCAGGCACUUACUGGCUGGCUCAGACUCUCACUCUUUCAAGUUGACUCACAUUCUUUUAUCAAGCUUCAGCAGAACCCACCAAUUUACUCACUGUGUGAGGAAUGGCAGCUAGCUCUUGACAGGCUUCCAGACAAGGUAGCUUCCGAAGGCAUCAAGAGCUUCUUAGCAGUCGUCCAUGCUGUUGUGGUUCAACAAUCAGAAGAAGUGAAACAAAAGAAGAGAUCAGAGGCUGCUUGUAAAGAGCUUGACAAGAAGAUGACGUUGCUGCGGUCUCUGGAGUGCAAGUAUGGUCCCUAUUCUGUGUCUGAUAUGCAUGCUUCCGGGUCCAUCAAGAACCCUGUUGCAGAAAAACGAGCAAAAGUUGAGAUGUUGAGGAGGAAGGCAGAGGAUGAGAGGAACAAGUACAUGAAGUCUGUGAGUGUGACUCGUGCUGUCACGGCAAACAACUUGCAGACAGGUUUCCCAAAUGUAUUUCAGGCCAUGACUGGCUUCUCGAGUGUAUGCAUGCAGGCAUUCGAAUCUGUCUGCAAUCAGUCGAAGAACCUGGAUCGGCUUCAUACUAUCAAAAUGCUGACCUGAUCCCGAAAGGAGGAACAUGAUGGAGAAGUAAACUAAUCAGAUUUUGGGUUUGUACAAAUUGUAAUUCUUUUCCUAUAGUGUUUUUUUCGUUCUUUUUACCCUUUUCCUCCAUACCUUUUUUCUCCUGUGAUGUAUUUUUGCUGAAGUCUUGCUGUAACUUAUGGAAUGCGGAUGAAUGACGAGGCCUUGAUAGUCGUA